Molecule: messenger RNA, 2618 nt
Organism: Engraulis encrasicolus (European anchovy)
Lineage: Eukaryota; Metazoa; Chordata; Actinopteri; Clupeiformes; Engraulidae
Gene: ccne2
Product: cyclin E2
Exons: 12
Coding region: 55-1263 (402 amino acids)
Biological process (GO): regulation of cyclin-dependent protein serine/threonine kinase activity; G1/S transition of mitotic cell cycle
Cellular component (GO): cytoplasm; cyclin E1-CDK2 complex; cyclin E2-CDK2 complex
Molecular function (GO): cyclin-dependent protein serine/threonine kinase regulator activity
Source: RefSeq, a predicted model, not a curated record
CAUUCAUUCUACAUCUAAGGUACUUUAGAAAUAUCAUCCAGAUCCACCAUCAAAAUGUCAAGACGCAGUGGUCGCAAUACUUUGCAAGCAAGGAAUGAAAACGCACCAGAGAUGAAUGCCACUUUGACCAGGAAAAGAAAAUCGGAGGAGUGCAAUAAAAAGAUGCCAAGUGCUGCAAAGAAGCAAAGCUAUGAGAUUCAGAACCGGUGGCCAGAAGGAGAGGUCAGUCCCUCCUGUGUCCUCAUCGAAACGCCGCACAAGGAGCCGGAAGAGACGACCAACUCCUCCUGCUUCAAGCGAUACAGAUUUAGGAAUCUUUUCAUCAAGCCGUCCCCACUCCCAAACCUCAGCUGGGCGAGCUCUGACGACGUGUGGAUUAAAAUGCUGAACAAGGAGCUGAAGUACGUCCACGACAAGAGCAUCAUGGAGAGACACCCCAGCCUGCAGCCCAAGAUGAGGGCCAUUCUGCUGGACUGGCUCAUGGAGGUGAGCGAGGCGUACUCGUUGCAUCGGGAGACCUACUACCUGGCCCAAGACUUCUUUGACCGCUUCAUGUUGUCGCAGAGCGACGUCCCCAAGCACCAGCUGCAGCUCAUUGGCAUCACCGCCCUCUUCGUCGCCGCUAAACUAGAGGAAAUCUACCCUCCUAAGCUCCAUGAGUUUGCCUACGUCACCGACGGUGCCUGUGAUGAAGAGGAGAUCUUGGGGAUGGAGCUCGUCAUGCUGAAGGGGUUGAAGUGGGAGCUGUGUCCAGAGACUGUGAUGUCAUGGCUGAAGCUCUACUCGCAGGUGGACUCCCUGAAGGAUCAAAACAACUUCCUCAUCCCCCAGUUCUCCUCAGACGUCUUCAUGCAGAUCGCACGGCUGUUGGAUUUGUGUAUGCUGGACAUCAACUCUCUGGACUUCCACUACGGAGUCAUUGCUGCUGCUGCCUUUUGUCACUUUACCUCAUUUGAAGUCGUCCACAAAGUAUCAGGUUUAACGUGGGAGAGCGUGUCGGCGUGCAUCAACUGGAUGAGUCCCUUCGUGAAGGUGGUCAGUGAGCUGAAGACGCCCGUGCUCAAAGACUUCCGCAAGAUCCCCCUGGAGGACAGACACCACAUCCAGACACACUCAGACUACCUCGGCAUGCUGCAUGAUGCUCUUUUGAGACAGGAGCCCACGACAGAAGCACACCCUCGGGAAGAGGACAGACGCUCUCCCGUCGCCAUGGCUGGUGUUCUGACCCCGCCCAAGAGCACAGAGAAGCCCGUCAGCCAAUGAUGACAAGCCUGCUUGAGAACAGUCUGAGCCAAUCGCAAGACCAAAAGCCGAAGAAGCCUCGUGUUGCCGAUGUGAUGUCGUUAUGUGUUGUGUCUUACCGAAGCGCCCUCAGAUGUGCCUGCUAUGUUGCAGAAGUGUUAGGUGGACAUGUGUGAGCCAUCUCCAUGUUCUGCUGAGGAGUUAAGAGUCUGGUGCUCUCCAAGCCAGCCUAGUCCCUAACCUGCCCCUACAGGUGGGGCUUUGUCAGUCAGGGGUUUGUGAUUUUAAGACCACACCGUUCUGUAAAACACUAAGGUUUGAUCAUAAAAAAAAAAGAAGAAAAAAGAUAAAAUGGCCAAAAGACGAGAUGCAUUUGGGGCCGCAUCUGCUGAACGCGGCCCCAGGGCGAAAUGCUGCUCAUAGCGCAGUUGACGGGAAUCAGCUGCCUAGCUCUGAACAACACAUGAUUUGUUGUAUCAUGUAUGUUUGUACUGUGUGUGUGUGUGUGGAAUGCCCAUUUCAUCUUAGGAAAAGCCCACUCGUGUAAUUGGUGCUAUAUGUAAUGCCACUGUGGCCUGUGUGUGUGUGUGUGUGUGAGAAAGGGCUCUAAAAGAUUGCAAUGUUUGUUUGUGCCCGUGGGGGUGACCUGUUUACUCUGCCCCAUGUGUUUGAAUGAGUGGGUCAUUGGCACGCAUUCGUUGUGUGGAUUGCGUUCCAUUGUCGGAAUUAACAUUCCUGGAAGACUUGACUUUAACCCUUUUUUGUUGCAAUUUUAUUUGAAAAAAGGAAGAAAAAAAAGGUGCAUAUGUGUUUUUAAAAGUUGAGAGAUUUGGCUGACUUAAUUGCCAAGCGAUUGCAUUGUAUGUAUUUAUUUUUAUAUAUAUAUAAUGCAGCAGUAUUUUUUAUUACUUUGUGUAUAUGUACAGUACCAUCUGUUUAAACAAGAAAAAAAAAGAUUUUACUCCUGAUUGCUGCCAAAGCUGCGUAUAUUUAAUUCAUUCAUUCAAUGGUUUAUUUAUGAAUUUACUACCUUUUUUUUAUUUGGAGAUGGGCCAAGGCUUUGUGAAGUAAGACGGGUGUCUGUCUUAAAACCUUUUUUUUAAUGAGGUUGGCCUCAGUUACCCCAGUUUACGAUGAUUUCAAAAGCUUAACUGUGACUCUGGGGGAUAAUGGGCCUUUAAAAGCUGUGUUAACCCCUCUUGAAAAAAUGACAUGAGACCGUCAUGCUACAAUGCCGGAGGUUUCGGGUUUUGUAAGUUACUCUGUAUAACAUAUAUAUAUAUAAUUUGUAAAUACAUUAGCUUGUGAAUGUGUACAGAUCUUAACAACAACAACAAAGAAUGUUACAAAAAAUAAAGCAUCUAAUGUGAAAUGUC